UAGGACCUGAGCUGAACUGAACUGUACUGAAAUUAAGCUGAACAAAACAGGCCCUAAUUUUAAUUUCAUUGCUAUAUUGAUGUAAUAUUGCCUUAUAGUUAUUUGAUAUCAUUUGUUCUCUUGUGGCUAUUGUCUUUCACAGAUUAAGAGGAAGCUGCCAAAGGUUAACCGUCAUCUCGUACGUACUCUUCUCGAGGAUGAAGAAGAAGCAGCUGAAAAUGAUGCUGAUAAAAAGAAAUCCUCAAAGAAAACGAAGGGAUUGAACAGUGACAUACUGAACGAUGAUAGAUUUGCGGAGUUGUUUGAGAGGUCGAGGAAGGGGUAGAGGAGGAGGGGGUGGAGGGGGUAGAGGAAGAGGUCGACAUUGAGGUUAUUGAGUUUUAACUCGUUAAGGUGGAAAAUUUUGUUUCUUUCUUCUGCCAUGCAAUUUCUGACAGUAUUUUUUAUUUCAUUGUGUCUUUAAUAAUAUUAUAGUGUUUUCUUCAAAUGAAAAAAAAUAUGCGAGUAGAUAGAAUCUAUAACCAGUUUUUUUUUUCUUUUUAAUCUGUAAUCUAAUUUGUUUUAUUUAUUUUAAUUUUAAUACUUAAUAUUUUGAUUAGGUAUGCCAAAAUAGCUCCUCCACUGGUUUUUAGUAAUACAUAUUGAUGAGCAUCUUUAGAUAAGAAUUUUGACAAAUUUGCUUGCAUCAUAGGCUUAAGCAUGCUUUCGCACUGAAACACCUAGCAUGCUGUUGUUAUUGCAGCUAGGGGGGUUUUACAUAUGGACAUACACUUUUCACUUGGUAAAGAGUUCAUCCAUUAAGUUUAAGGCACUAAGAGCCGCAAAAGAGGAGGCUGCAAGGGAUUCAAACGACGACUUAGAAGCUGAUGUAAAAGCCCAUCUUCUCAACGGAGAGAGUGAAGGGUAUGAUGCAGAAAGCCAUCCUGUAUCACCUAAGAAGGAAAGCGAGCCCCUUUGGAGGAAGAUAAUCGAGUUUCUACACCUAAUAUUGGAGGAACUAAUGGCACCUCCUAGCGCUGGUGCAGUGAGUCUCUCUUCUAUCUAUAAACAUAAACUUUUAGAGACUUUGUAUGGUGAAAUAGCAAUGUAUGUAGCACCUUGCAUUAAUCUGCUUGAAAUGCUACUACUAAAUGUUUAAGACUACUUUCUUUUCGAUCCUAUAUGCCAUGAACUUUCAAUAUUUAGCUGACAAUAGUCCUAGGAUUGGUUUGUACAUCCAAAGUCCAGACAGGCCUAACAAUAACCAUUGCAAUAACAACUACGGAGUAAAAUAUUUAUAAUGGUACAUCCAAAGUCCAGACAGCCCAGGAGUUAGGCAAAGGACGUGGCUUUUCAUGUAGUCCUUCGACUAGCUUAUGCAAUUUUAUGCUUUUGAUCUAGAUUAUUGGACUCAUUUUUGGAGCUACUACUUGGUUGAGGGGCCUUGUUAUAGGGGAUGGAGCUCCACUUCAAGUGAUACAAGAUUCCC
This is a messenger RNA of Chenopodium quinoa (quinoa), 1468 nucleotides long. Its product is annotated as protein PIN-LIKES 5-like. Lineage: Eukaryota; Viridiplantae; Streptophyta; Magnoliopsida; Caryophyllales; Amaranthaceae. The record is from RefSeq and is a predicted model, not a curated record. Bases 725 to 1138 code for a protein of 137 amino acids. The transcript has 2 exons.